Molecule: messenger RNA, 1005 nt
Organism: Exophiala oligosperma
Lineage: Eukaryota; Fungi; Ascomycota; Eurotiomycetes; Chaetothyriales; Herpotrichiellaceae
Exons: 7
Coding region: 1-1005 (334 amino acids)
Source: RefSeq, a predicted model, not a curated record
AUGGCGACAACUCCAGAGCCUGGUGAACCCGCGACACAGAUCCAGUCGCCCCGAGAUUCAGCAAUUGCCAGCCCAGGGUGGGCUUCUAGCACCUGUUCAGUGCACUCGGAAGACCUGGAGUAUUGGCGGUUAGGGAACCGUCUAUAUGGACGUGGCUUCCCGUUUCCGGCUGAUGACAGGGCACGAGAAGAUCACGACGCCCGUCAUGCCGUCUUCAAGAAAGCUCUGAAGGAUCGGAGCUUCUGUGCGCCCGUCCGUCUGGAAGGUGCUGACGUGCUUGAAUUGUAUACCAGAACUGGCAUAUUGGCCAUGGAAAUUGCGGACAAAAAUCCGGCUUGUUCAGUGAUCGGCGUUGAUGAGAGCCAAAUGCCUGAAGCGUGGGUACCACCCAACCUCCAGUUCGAGGUCUGCAAUCUCGAAGAUAAUGAUGACUGGACAUGGAGACAAAGGAGGUUUCGAUUUAUCAUCAUACGUCAACAUGGAGUGUUUGUAAAAGACUUGCCGGGUCUAAUACGUCGAUGUUCUGAAAUUCUCGAAGACGGAGGCUGGAUAGAAUUUCAACUUUUGACCUUAGGUCACUAUUCGCAAUCUGAACAACAAGCUCCAAUGGGCAAGAAAAGCAAAAUUCAGGACAUACAUGGUUAUCUAUCACACGGACUGGCCGCGCUCGGACGACAGCUGGAUAUACACGACAAGCUUCCUCGAAUACUCGAGGAGAACAGUUUCCACAAUCUCGAGCACCGAGGAUUUCCUGUACCUCUUGGACGGUGGCCAAAGGACGAGGAAUUGAAAGAUCUAGGUCACCUGUGGUUGGAUGUUCUUUACUGGGAACUCGAGGCAUUGAUGCUCCUACCAUUGAGCGUGGGUCUAAAGUGGGAUUACCACCUUAUUCAAUUGUUUCUCGCGGACCUUCGGAAUGAGUUAACACAAUGCGAAGGAUUGAAAAUGUUGACCGAAGUUCAUGUUGUCUACGCACAGAAAGUAUGUGAAGGUAGAACCACAUAA